CCAAAUUCUUACCAACAAACGUUGUUCGUUGCGCCGCGCUCGCGACAAGUUAUAAAACUUCGCCGGGUUAAUGUUUUCUUAUCUCCCUAGUUGCGAACGAGCUUAUAUUUAUCCCGUAAAAACCCCCUAUGUUUGUAUCGACCGUACCUCCAUACAAACAAAUCGUAACGAAGAACUAAAAUCAGUAUGAAAAGAAUCUUUACCGAGUUAUAUAUCAGUUCACGUGGACCGUUUUCGAAAAACCAGAAUUAAAGGACUCCAGAUCGCAUUUCGAAAAGACAGGGUUGGUUUUUGAUGGUUGAUUUAGUGUUGUGUAGGAUUUGAACGGGUCGAUAUUAAAGUCGACCAUGAAGUACCAUACGCUGGGGUCGAGUAACGUCGCCAAUGAAGGAAGAAAGGCCACUUUUACGAUUUAUGCAGAUAUGGACAUAUCUCAGACUAAGAUGGCGUACACCGAAGAUGACAUGAAGACCGUAAGAGAAGAAUUAGAAAAUGUUCAGAAAGCCUUAACACUCCAAACGAAACGAUGCCGACAAUUGGUUUCCGAAUACACCAGGAAGUUGCAGAAGAAGGAACAGCUAUAUCAAAACGAAAAAAUGCUACGUGACACGCAACUGGCCAAAGUACUCAAGGCGCUGUUAAUAUUCGAGGCUCGCCUGAAGCAGGAACAGAAAUUCAUUACUCAUCAGCUGAACGAAAAGGAUUACAUAAUUAAAACGCAAAGUAACGAAAUUAAAAAACUUCUGGCAAGUCAGUAUUGCAAAAACUGCAAUCAGUAUUAUUCAACAUCCCCGGCAACGCUAGAAAGCUUUAACAGUAGUUCGGAAUACGGUGCCACCGAACACGAUUAUCAAUCGUCAAAUUUUGAGUCACUAGAUAGCAGUAGCGAAACGUAUGCGACAUUAUCCGAACGUGGCUAUCCUAAGUCAGAAAACGAAGAAGAAAUAAAAGAAAAAAAUGUAUUUCAAAAACACAAAAACAACGAACAAGGACCAAAGAAAAACAACCCUUAUCGAAAAAAUGUGGCAACCUAUUUUGAAGUGCUCAAACUUCGAAACGAUACCCCCUUAUCCAAUGAAGACAACACCAGUGCGGAUUACGAUAACUUAGAAUCCCUACCACCAGAAAGUGUCAGUGAUAAAAUCAGUGUUGUAUCCGAAAAUAUCAAAAAUAUAUUUAACAGAGUUUCGCAAACAAAGAGCACUGCUUCUGAAUCCAGCCUAAACGUGACUUCAUCGGAGUGCGGUAAAACAGUGAUUAACACGAAAUUAGAACUAAACCCAAACAUUACAAGAGUCCACGAAAAUGACAAAGAAAAAAUAAUAUCUACUGAAUCAGAUAAUCGAGAAACCAAAAGAGAAUAUACUGAAAACAAACUUACUGAGACGAUUCCUGUUUUCGAGGGUAAUGGAGAUUCAAACGAUAACUGGUAUGCUAGUGCAAGUGAUCAGGAAGAUGAGGAACAAAGGGAUGUUUAUAGAAAUAACCCUGUUUUGGAGUGCAUGAAUCAAAUUUUGUUGCAAAACAUAAACGACAUAAAUUCUCCUCCUAAAACACCCAAUAUUGAAAGGAAAACAAAUAAUAAAAGGGUUAAAUUUAGCGACGAAGAAGUUACAAACGUUGAAGUAGAAAGAGCAGACAGUCAGCAGGAUUAUUAUGAAACACCCAUUCAAAAAACUCCCAAUUUCUACGAAACUCCCCAAAGUAUUUACAGCAAUGACUACGAACAAAUAUUAAGUAAAUGUAAUGAAUCUUUUACAGAAACUACAAAACCAGAAAUCGUGCCUAGAAAGAACAUCGACUCUAAAUCCAGCUCUAAUUAUAUCGAAAUGGAAAACGUACCAGAUAAAGAAGGUCCUGAUGGUACCACCAACGGAAUAGUAAGAAAAAGUAAAAUUUUAAGGACACCUCCAGCACUACCACCUAAACCACCAAAUUUAGUUUCUAAAUACAAAAUCCAGUCCAUUCCUAAACAACAACCACCCAGUGAGAAUGGUAGUUCUGUGGAUCUAGAGCCUGAUUACUGCUCUAUUUCUGAACUGAAUUUGCCCCAGGGUAAAAAUGUAUCUGUCAAAAAAAUUAGCGUGGUUGCGGACGUACAUUCACCUACAUCAUUGGAUGUUAUCAAUAAAAUGAAUGUACCUUUACCUGCUGAGAGACACGCUAAAAAAAUAGAUGAUGUCAAUUCGAAAACUAUCCAAAAAGAGGAUAACAAUGCACCUAAUUUAUUAGUUAAAAAGUGUGUUGAGAAUCUUAAUAUUCAAUUAGCUAAACACACAUCAGUAAGACCGGAGACUAUUGUCCAUCAUUCACCUAAGAAGAAAAUAGAAAUUGAGAUUCCUAAACUUCCUCAAGUAUCAGAAAUAAUAAUCCCUGAUGACCCCGAAGAAAAGGAGAACGAAAGAAUUGCUCAGGACAAUUACAUCAAAAACAACACCCAAGUAUUAAAGUCCAAAAAGCCAAGUGAUCACAGAAGACCAAUUGUUAUGGGGUCUACAGUCUCGAGCUUGAUAAGCAGUUUCAAUAAUCACCAAAUCUUGAAUGAAAUCAAAAAGAAACAUGAGCGACCCAAAUCUGAUUCUAUCAAAGUGUUUUCCAGUUUUGAUAAUCUUCAAGACUUGGAUAAGCAGCACCGGCACACCAAUGAAAAGUCUCCAGAUGUUUCUUCGUUUCAAAACUUCGACCUUAGUCAAAACUUUGAGGAAUUCAAGUUGGAUGAUUGUGAAAUAGAGGAGUACGAUGUAGAGCAAGAGUUGAAUCGUGAGGAUACAGCACAAAGUGAUGAAAAACACAGUGGUAAUUUUAAAAUUCUUGAGAAACCUCCUCCCAAGCCAGAACGAAAGAAUCCAUCGAACAGAGUUGAUUUAAUAAGAGCUAUAAAAGACAAGCCUUCUGUAAAUUUAGAACCCAGCUCUAUAGAGCUUUUAAAAAAUCAAUUAAAGCUGCAGAAAAUUCAAAAUGCACAGAAAAAAUCCAACAAGGAAUCUUCGAAGAAUUGCAACGCUGAACCUACCUAUGAACAUUUCUUGGAGUGUACAGGUUUAAGCUCAAAAUCCAUUAUGACCACUUCGAGGUUGCUCAGUAAUCAUAAACAUAUGUUAAAACCUAAAGAUGUAAAGUUGCGGUCUAAAAGUAAAGUUAGUAGCGGUAUUUUCGAAAAAUCCAACGGUAAAACUGUCAAAUACUGGUCAGAACCGUUUGUGUAGUAAUAAUAUGAUGUAAUUUAAUUUUAAAGUAAUUUUUUGAAAAUUCAGAGUGCUAUAAUAUAGUCUACUGUACAAAUGGUGUUAAAAUAUAUUCGUCAAAUCUGUAUAGGUAGAAUAAGGGAGUACAAGAUAAGUAAAAUGUAUAACACUAUCCAAGAUUAAAGCAUUAAUUUUAAUUCUUUUGAAUGACUAAUGUUUCAAAAAGAAUUUUCCUGUAUUUUUUAGUAUAACUUAUUCACACAUAAAUAGAUGUUUAAUCCCAUUUUUAAGGGUUUCUGGACAAUUUUAAAUAUUUAAUACUUUUUGUUAUUUUCCAUACUUUUCAUAUUACAUACCUAUGUUUUUUUUUUUCAAGUAUCUGUUAUAGUCUUAAGUAUUGUUAUAGUUUAUUAAUGGUUCCUAUAUUAACAUAUAAAACGAACAUUAUUGAUUGUAAUUUUAUUGUAUUUUUUAUUAUCAAAUUAAGCUUUAUUUAGUUUUCUUAUUUAACACGAAUUAGGUGUAAUAAUGAGUGUAUUAGUUAUUUAUAUAAAAUUAACUGUAAUUUCUGUAAAUAUAGUGAGUGUGUUAUAGUUAGAGGUCGAAAAGUCUAAAUUAUGUAAUUAAUUUACUUUUAUUAAAUAUGUGUAUGUUUUGUUUUCCUUCUUUUGGUUGUUAAGUCUUUCAAAAUACAAAAUGUUUUUAAAUUUGUUUUAAAUAAAUGCUAUUUAUUU
Sitophilus oryzae (rice weevil) is the source of this 3919-nucleotide messenger RNA. RefSeq lists its product as uncharacterized. The transcript is spliced from 2 exons. The record is from RefSeq and is a predicted model, not a curated record. The coding region runs from base 348 to 3206 and encodes 952 amino acids. Lineage: Eukaryota; Metazoa; Arthropoda; Insecta; Coleoptera; Curculionidae.